AUGGACUCCAUCGCGAGAAAAUAUCCUUACUGGAAACGUGUCCUUCAUAAGUUUCAAGCCAGAAGGGACAUUCCCUUCCGUAAGAAGUUUUUCGUGGGAUAUGACCUCCAUGGUAACACAUAUUGGGAAUUCACUAUUGAUGGCAAUAUGCAACGCUUACGACGCAAACUAGAACCAUACGAGGAGAAGUUUUUCAAAGCUGAUUACUUUGACACAGUCCCACCACAAUGGCUUCAAUGGCUCAGAAGGACAAGGGAACAAGCGCCUACAUUGCAGGAGUUAAUGAACGAGCAGAUCCGGCAGCAGAACAUCAAGAUUUUGGCCCAGCACGCAGAAGCAAAAUGGUACAAUGAAAAACAAAGGCUUGAAAACGAGAACCAGUUAAAGUUACAGGCUGAAUUGGAGAAGGUAGAGAAGGAAAAUAAGGAGUUUGAGGAACGUCAAAGAAAAAUGAAAGAUGCAGAAAAGACUACAGAAUCAGACCCAUGGGCGCUGGCUAAGGAAAAAUCCAAUCCUAUAGAGUCUGCAUCCAUUAAACCAAGAAGAUAA
Clavispora lusitaniae ATCC 42720 is the source of this 549-nucleotide messenger RNA. RefSeq lists its product as uncharacterized. NCBI's taxonomy places the organism in Eukaryota, Fungi, Ascomycota, Pichiomycetes, Serinales, Metschnikowiaceae. The record is from RefSeq and is a predicted model, not a curated record. Gene Ontology annotation, biological process: mitochondrial respiratory chain complex I assembly. Gene Ontology annotation, cellular component: membrane; mitochondrion.